Molecule: messenger RNA, 612 nt
Organism: Suillus paluster
Lineage: Eukaryota; Fungi; Basidiomycota; Agaricomycetes; Boletales; Suillaceae
Exons: 2
Biological process (GO): uroporphyrinogen III biosynthetic process
Molecular function (GO): uroporphyrinogen-III synthase activity
Source: RefSeq, a predicted model, not a curated record
UUCUACGCAGUUGGAAAAGCUACAUCAGACGCGCUUCGUGAUCUUUGUAAGAAGACUCCUCCGCACUCACCUAGAGAUAUCCGAGGCGGCUCAGAGACCGGGACUGCAGAACACCUCGCAGGAUUCAUACUCAAGGAUCUUCCCUCGGGUGAGACAGGCAGAAAGCUUCUCUACCUCACUGGGGAUAAGAAUCGUGACCCAUUGCCGAGGAUUCUGGAGUCGGGAGGUGUUAUAUUACAUAAACCCUCUCCAGGUCUAUGCCACACAAGGUUUCCUCAAGAGCUAUUGCUUGCCUUGGAAUAUGCCAAAGGAAAGUGGGAGGGUUUAUCCUGGGGAUGGAUUGUCCACUUCGCCCCUUCAGUAGCUGAAUUCGUGACGCCAAUCUCACGGACCCACUUCGUCCUGCCUGCGGUCAAUUCGAGCGUGGAGGAUUGUGGUGAACUUUCGGGGCAUCAUCACCUAGUCAAAGUUGCUGCGAUAGGUCCCACUACGGAAUCCUUUCUCCAGCAGACUUUGAAGUUGUCAGUCACAAUAACCACAAGAAAUCCCAACGCGGGGGAUCUUGCUGAUGCGGUCCUUCAAUAUGAUAGUACAAUGACAUACGGCACUUAA